GCCAGAUUGGACAGCCAGGACCAUGCGGGGGCAUGGGACUCAGAGUUGAGUAUUACUGGUGUUGUAUAUUCCUGGUGGAGGAUGCCGCAGACGCUCUGUCAGACAAGGACUUGGACGACGGCGGUGACGGCGGUGUCUCGGACUCGACUUCAGCCAGUUCGGCGCCGCGCUGUUCGGCAACAAGGCUGCGGCCACGAACGCGGCCCCUCAGCCCCCUCAGCCCUCAGCGGGAUGGGGCCCUCCACCGGCAGCCCCGCCGCCGCCACCAGCAGCAGCAGCAGCACUCCAGCGCAGGGCAGCAAUGGCAGCAGCCUGAGGCCGGAUCUCUUGCUGCGGUCAAGCAUCGUGGAGAAGCCGCCCAGCUUCAAGAAGUCCGGCGGCGGGAACAUGUCGAGUCAGGCGCUGUCGGGCGGCAGUGGCAAGCGGGCCGGCGCUGUGCGCACCAUGCUGCGCGUGAAGAGCCUGGAAGAGCAGGUGGCCUCGCUGGCCAAGCAGUCCUCCACUGCCUACAGGUGGCCCGGCGGCGCCCCCAACGCGAGCCGGCCUUCCGCCAAUGUGCGGUGACUGCGGCGCGGGCAGCACGCUCCGUGCUGCGACAUCAGCGACGCGUCGCGCUGAUGCAAGUUUUGGUUGGCAGGCUGCUUUGCACAGCGGCUGCAUACUUCUUCUUUUGGCAAACCUAGUGCCGCAGUGUACAAUCAUGGGAGUUGAGUUGAAUGAAGUUCUCUUUUGUUGAGACUGAGAAUGCGACAAUAAAUAUGGUCUUUGUGUGCAACUGCUGCAAAGGCGACUGUGGCUGUGGCCAACUCUUGCGUCGGCCGAAUCGAGAUCUAUUGCAUCCGGAUCUGUGGCGGUGGUGCAUCAGUGAUUGGCUUGUAAAGCACUGAUGCACUU
Coccomyxa subellipsoidea C-169 is the source of this 894-nucleotide messenger RNA. RefSeq lists its product as hypothetical. The transcript has a single exon. The record is from RefSeq and is a predicted model, not a curated record. NCBI's taxonomy places the organism in Eukaryota, Viridiplantae, Chlorophyta, Trebouxiophyceae, Coccomyxaceae. The coding region runs from base 33 to 683 and encodes 216 amino acids.